Messenger RNA from Otolemur garnettii (small-eared galago), 1842 nucleotides. RefSeq names its product cholinergic receptor nicotinic beta 1 subunit (gene CHRNB1). Bases 101 to 1606 code for a protein of 501 amino acids. Gene Ontology annotation, cellular component: synapse; postsynaptic membrane; neuron projection. The record is from RefSeq and is a predicted model, not a curated record. Gene Ontology annotation, molecular function: acetylcholine-gated monoatomic cation-selective channel activity; transmembrane signaling receptor activity. Gene Ontology annotation, biological process: nervous system process; chemical synaptic transmission; monoatomic ion transmembrane transport. The transcript is spliced from 11 exons. Lineage: Eukaryota; Metazoa; Chordata; Mammalia; Primates; Galagidae.
CCCAACAACAGGUGCACAUUCCUGGGCGCCUGGUCACUUCCCCUGCGCUGGCGGUCCCGGUAGCUUCCUGAGUGAACUCACUAAGCGACACAGCCAGGCUAUGACCCCAUGGGCGCUGCUGCUGCUAUUGCUGGGGGCUCUAGGAACACUGCUAGCCCCAGGUGUACGCGGCUCAGAGACCGAGGGCCGACUCCGCAAGAAACUUUUCUCGGGGUAUGAUAGCUCAGUGAGGCCGGCGCGGGAGGUGGGAGACCUCGUCGGGGUCAGCAUUGGUCUCAGCCUGGCGCAACUCAUCAGCCUGAACGAGAAGGAUGAAGAGAUGAGCACAAAGGUGUACUUAGACCUGGAGUGGACUGACUACAGACUGAGUUGGGACCCUGCAGAGUAUGACGGCAUCGAUUUGCUCCGCAUUACUGCAGAAUCUGUGUGGCUACCUGACGUGGUACUGCUGAACAACAAUGAUGGAAAUUUUGACGUCGCUCUAUACAUUAACGUCGUGGUGUCCUCAGAUGGCUCCGUUCGCUGGCAACCCCCGGGCAUCUAUCGCAGCAGCUGCAGCAUCCAGGUCACCUACUUCCCCUUCGACUGGCAGAACUGCACUAUGGUGUUCAGUUCCUACAGCUAUGACAGCUCUGAGGUCAGCCUGCAGACAGGCCUGGGUCCUGAUGGGAAAGAGCAACAGGAAAUUCACAUUCACGAAGGGACAUUCAUUGAGAAUGGCCAAUGGGAAAUUAUCCACAAGCCCUCUCGGCUUAUCCAACCUCCAGGGGAUCCUAGGGGAGGAAGAGAAGGACAACGUCAGGAAGUCACCUUCUACCUCAUCAUUCGCCGGAAGCCUCUCUUCUACCUGGUCAAUGUCAUUGCCCCAUGCAUCCUCAUCACUCUCCUGGCCAUCUUUGUCUUUUACCUGCCACCAGAUGCAGGAGAGAAGAUGGGGCUCUCAAUCUUUGCCUUGUUGACCCUUACUGUGUUCCUGCUGCUGCUGGCAGACAAAGUGCCUGAGACCUCCCUGGCAGUCCCCAUUAUUAUCAAGUACCUUAUGUUCACCAUGGUCCUCGUCACCUUCUCAGUCAUCUUUAGUGUUGUGGUUCUCAACCUGCACCACCGCUCACCUCACACCCACCAAAUGCCCUUUUGGGUCCGGCAGAUCUUCAUUCACAAGCUCCCUCUGUACCUGGGUCUGAAGAGGCCAAAACCUGAGAGAGAUCAGAUGCCAGAGCCCCCUCACUCUUCUCUAGGAAGUGGCUGGGGCCGGGGUACAGAUGAAUAUUUCAUCCGGAAGCCGCCGAGUGAUUUUCUCUUCCCCAAACCCAACAGGUUCCAGCCGGAACUGCCCGCUCCGGACCUGCGACGAUUUAUCGAUGGUCCAAAUCGGGCUGUUAGUCUACCUUCUGAGCUACGAGAGGUCCUUUCCUCGAUUAGCUACAUCGCUCGGCAGCUGCAGGAACAGGAAGACCACGAUGCACUGAAGGAGGAUUGGCAGUUUGUGGCCAUGGUAGUGGACCGCCUCUUCCUGUGGACCUUCAUCAUAUUCACGAGCGUCGGGACCCUGGUCAUCUUCCUGGACGCCACGUACCACUUGCCCCCUUCCCACCCUUUUCCUUAAGGUCUGGAGGCUGAGACCUGGUGCUGGGCCAGCUGAACUGAGAGUUCGGCGGUACAGACAAGCCCUGUCUUUCUUCACCUCUUAACUCCUUUGCUAGAAAUCCAGCCCUCUUAUUUUGUUUCUGGACAGGAAGGUGAAGUGGAACUUAAGGCUGGGCCAACAGGUGUCUUGAACCCAUCUGAAAUGCACUAUUAGCUUAUUUAUUCCUGGGGCUCUUGAAGAAGUUCCUUUGGGUU